AUGCUUCACGUCACAAUCAACCAAGCCUUGCGUUCCAUCCUGCCUCUGACAACUGCGCGAGGCAUCUCCAUUGGUAGUUUGCCAGUUUUCUGCCUCCACAGCGCAUCGAAAAUCCUCAUCCGCCGUGCACAUGUCGCCCUUCACGACUGGAUGCUGCCAUUGGGCAGAAAAAUCAUUCGAACCAUUUUCCGUGGUGUACCAGAAUCGGUUGUGGGGAGAUUCUUUAAUACAGCGCUCGUCACCGCCGCGAGAGAGAUGGGAACGACAUGCGUCUGCGAGCCCGCAAAUUGA
Molecule: messenger RNA, 291 nt
Organism: Penicillium verhagenii
Lineage: Eukaryota; Fungi; Ascomycota; Eurotiomycetes; Eurotiales; Aspergillaceae
Exons: 1
Coding region: 1-291 (96 amino acids)
Source: RefSeq, a predicted model, not a curated record